CACGAUAUGGUCUCGACGGAUUCGUUUUUCUAUUUCACCGACCCAAAAAGACCGGGACAAGUGUUUGCGAUAAAACGCAAAGAAACUGCACCAGUAAGCGAUAACGCUGCAGCAGGAGUAUCAGCGGCCAGUUAUCAAAAAGCCUUUAUGAAGUCUUACCAGCCAGUCAGCGCGGCCACGGAGUCUGAGCUGGUUUCCCAGCCGAAUGCAAUGCUAAAUAUCUUGCCCUCUUGUACCAAUGGGCUUCCGCGAGAUAUCUUAAUGGGUCUGGAUGAUGUGAUUACAAACCUUGAGCCUGGAAACCCGGCUACGCCUGGAGAUCCGGCUGAGCCAGAAGAAUUGGCUGACGAGGAAGAAUUCACGGGAACGCAAGGUAAAAGAAAACGGAAGCGGAUGCCCGCCGAUGAGAAGACGCUAAUAAGGCUGAAAGCCGUCCUCGAAAAAAACCCUUUUGAUUAUCCUGACAAGUCGGUAGAGCGCAGAGAAGCAUGGAUCGCGGCCGUGAAAUUAGCCAACGGGGACGACAACAUUCCUGUUAAGGAGGCAGAUACGGUCGCUCUUAAAGCAGUGGUGCAGAGACAUCUGAAGGUGUUUAAAUCCAUUGAUAACGAGGAUCGCCCAACCGGGACGGAACGAGAUCUCGAAGUGUUUGACGAAUACAUGCAGGUGAUGGAGCAAAUUACCAGUUAUAAGGAUUCAGCGCCUCUUGCUGUUCGCAAACCAGAAAAGGCCAAAAAAGAUGCAGCCAUUUCAUUGCGCGCACGAGCCACUAGACUAGCGAUGACGAGCGGGAUCUCGUUGGAGAAAUUUGGCGAUUUGUUGACUGCUGAAACAAGUGGCUACGAUGGUGACUUUGAGAAUGGUGACCUGGAAGAACGCUGCGAUGAAAUGCACUUCGACAGAGACGACCUUAUUAAAAUCAACAAGGAUGGUCAGUUGAGUCUUCUACGACGUUUGAAGAGAUCGCCAGGCAAUCCGGCUUAGAAGACAGUCUUCAAAUGCGGGCUGUCAGUGAAGCUACUCCAGGUGCUAACUCAAGCUUAAUCAGAACAAACUGUGAAACAACAAAAAAAGCCGGAAAGCCGGCUGGUGUUAGAACACCAAAGAAGUCACCAUUUAAAGGCAUUAGAGAUGUGGCAGAGGCUGCUCGGAGGAAGGCGACACACCUCCGUGGGAGCAGGCAGCAGUUAGCAGCGCUAGCUGGAGGCUUGCAGUCCGCUGUGGAAAAAAUGUCAGCAGGCGAUCAAAUUAGUUAUGCUAUGGAGAAACAAGAGCGGGCCUUAGAUCGGGCUGCGGAAAAGGAGAGGGUCGAGGCAGAUCGCGCAGAAAGAAUCCAAAAGGAUAAAGAAGACCGGGCUGAAAGGGAGCUGAUCCGACAGCAGCAAGCAGAAAAGGAAGAAAAAGAUCGAGCCGAAAGAGAGGCUGUCCGGAAGCAAGAAUUAGAGCGAUUCAAAAUUGAAAUGGAGCAGCGCGGAAAA
Molecule: messenger RNA, 1478 nt
Organism: Paramacrobiotus metropolitanus
Lineage: Eukaryota; Metazoa; Tardigrada; Eutardigrada; Parachela; Macrobiotidae
Exons: 3
Coding region: 7-984 (325 amino acids)
Source: RefSeq, a predicted model, not a curated record